AUGGAGACCGACGACAUCCUCACCAUUUUAUCAACGUCGUCCAGGACACCUUCAUCGGCGUCGACGACAGGCUUGCGCGACCAAGCUCACGCUCUCAUCCUCCACACCACCAACGAAGCAUUGUUACCUACAACUCUACACGACCUUCUCACCCAGAUCAUAAAACCACUCUUCACGACCACCAAGCACCCCAACCUGACGUCGACCGGACGUAAGAACCUCGUCCCCAAUCCACCAUCAUUUGGCCCCAGCUAUGCCUCGCUCAACGACGACGACGAGACUUCCAAGCCAUGGAAAUCGGCACCCUUCACCGUCCCCCUACUCAAGUACAUACUCAUUUCGUACACCUCGACUCCCUUGCCCAGCCGCAAAGCGACACUCGAAUCGCACUUCCACCUCCUCAUCCCUCCGAUUCUGAACAUGAUUGACGACACCGACCCUUCGUACAAAGCGUCCGGAUGCCACCUGCUCCACAUGCUCAGCGACAUCUUGGCCUCGGUGCAAAGCGACAUGCUCAAACGUACAGGUCUGGGCGACGUGUUCAUCGACGCACUCAAAGGCAACUUCACUCUCCUCCCGACACUCACGCCCGAGGACGAGAGUCUCUCGGUCUUGAGCCAACUGUAUCCGGCCUACACUGCUCUCGUGGACGCAAUGUUCUGCUACUCUCCCUCCCCGGAAAAACUCACCGCCAUGGACCACAGGGCCCGAAACGACCUCCUCACGGCACUCUACCGACACGGCAUCAUGUCGUCGCUCGAACACCUCUCGUCUGCGGCGUCAUUGUCAUCAACGAUAUCCGUCAGCCUGACCGUCUUCCUCCUGCGCCAGAUUCCACCGGUAUUCGAGCGCACGGGGAUAUCGAGUGUACUGCAUCUGAAAGGUCUCCUACCUAUGCUUCGCGCGGGACUGAUGGAUCCGUUCAUCCUGGUCGCACCAGAGCUGGUGUCGGCCGUGCUGGACGUGGUUGAAUGUGUUAUUUCGGUCUGCACGCCGCGAGUAAGGGAGAAAUGGUACCCCGAGAUCUUGAGAGGUUUGGUGGGAUGUUGGUGUAAUUGUCUCGAUGAGAGCGAGGGCGACAGCGGCACUAGCGCUACCAGCAAGCAUUUACCUGAGACCAUGGCACGAUUGACAAACAUAGUCAAAGAUCUAGCCGAGAUUGUUGACAAGAACGAAUGGAAAGCCGUCACACGGCGCCUGGUGGAUGAGGAACAAGACCUGAAAGAGCUAUUCAGCUGA
Molecule: messenger RNA, 1239 nt
Organism: Exophiala spinifera
Lineage: Eukaryota; Fungi; Ascomycota; Eurotiomycetes; Chaetothyriales; Herpotrichiellaceae
Exons: 1
Coding region: 1-1239 (412 amino acids)
Cellular component (GO): cytosol; nucleoplasm; centrosome
Source: RefSeq, a predicted model, not a curated record